Messenger RNA from Nasonia vitripennis (jewel wasp), 2514 nucleotides. RefSeq names its product aminoacylase-1-like. NCBI's taxonomy places the organism in Eukaryota, Metazoa, Arthropoda, Insecta, Hymenoptera, Pteromalidae. The record is from RefSeq and is a predicted model, not a curated record. Gene Ontology annotation, biological process: amino acid metabolic process. Gene Ontology annotation, cellular component: cytoplasm. The transcript has 5 exons. Bases 555 to 1760 code for a protein of 401 amino acids. Gene Ontology annotation, molecular function: aminoacylase activity.
UGGGCUAUAACAAUAGAUUGGAAACAAAGUUUUUACGUUUCUGUUCUGUGCAGAACAAGAACUUGGAACACACGGCAGAACGCAAGUCGCAACGGAAUAGGAACGCAUUGUAGUUGUAGUUGUCUGUUGUAGACAGGACAGGCUCCUGCGCAUGCGAGCGACGGGACACGGACACACGGGAGUACCGAGUACGGGACAUAAGCCAGACUGCAGCAGCGAUGAGAGCGAAGCGAGCGCGGAGAGAGGGCAGCUGACGAGCGAGGCGCGGCGAGCCGCGAGCCGCGAGCCGCGAGCCGCGAGGGGAGCGUGAGCCCGAGAGGAGAGGAGAGCAAUGCCACUGAUCAGCACCGAGCGGCUGAGCCGCUGAGCAUCAGCAGGGCCGGCCAGCAGCGCAGGCAGCGCGCUGCGCCUCGAGAGUCAGUCAGUCAGCCCAACUCGCGACUCACUCACCCGAGAGUCCCCCGAGACUCCCGAGUCCCGAGCAUCAGUCUCGCGACGGCGGCAGAGCGGAGAAGCAGUGCGAGAGCAGCCUAGAGUUCAGACGCACACACGCCAUGUCCAAGCCUACUCCAGCCCAGCUGGACGCAACAGCUGUAGAGAACUUUCGCCACUACCUAAGGAUACCCUCGGUCCACCCGAACAUCAACUACGAUGACUGUGUAGAGUUCCUACAAAUGCAAGCAAAAUCACUCGGUUUGCCAAUACGAGUCUACAAUGUGGAUCCAAAGAAGCCAAUCAUUGUUAUUACUUGGGAAGGAACUGAGCCUUCUCUACCCUCAAUUUUGCUAAACAGCCACAUGGACGUUGUACCAGUCUUUGCCGAUCAAUGGACUUAUCCACCAUUCAGUGCACACAUGGAUGAGAAAGGAAACAUUUAUGCUCGUGGAAGUCAAGACAUGAAAUGCGUUGGCAUUCAGUACUUGGAAGCCGUGCGACGUUUAAAGUUAAAUGGGCAAAGAUUCAAAAGGACAAUGCACAUCUCUUUUGUUCCUGAGGAGGAAGUUGGGGGUGUACUAGGAAUGAAAGAAUUUGUCCACACAAGUGAAUUUAAAGCUUUAAAUGUUGGUUUUGCUUUGGAUGAAGGAGUUGCUAAUCCUACUAACAAUUACUACAUGUUCCAUGGAGAAAGAUCAAUUUGGCAUGUUCAUGUGCACUGUCCUGGCAACCCAGGGCAUGGAUCCAUGCUGCUAGAUAACACACCUGGUGAAAAAUUAAGAGUCAUCAUUGAUAAAUUUAUGGACUUCAGAGCAGCGCAAAAGGCUAGACUUUUGGAUCCAAAAGUCCAGUUGGGAAAUGUGACAUCUGUCAAUUUAACAAAGAUUCAAGGUGGCGUACAAGCUAAUGUCAUUCCCAACAACAUUACGGCCGUAUUCGAUGUUCGCUUAGACCCAGAAACUAAUCAUGCUGAGUUCGAAGCUAUGCUUACCAAGUGGUGUCAAGAAGCUGGUGAAGGAGUGCAUUUUACAUUUGGAGAGAAGAAUAAAUUUGUUGAAAAUACCAAAUUAGAUGACAGCAACCCUUUCUGGAUCGCGUUUAAAAAAUCAUGCGAUAAACAAAACAUUAACCUGGAAAUUGGCAUAUUCCCGGGUGGAACCGACAGUCGCUAUAUACGAGACCUCGGCGUUCCAGCGAUUGGGUUCUCGCCAAUGAAUAAUACAAAAAUAUUAUUGCACGAUCACGACGAGUACUUGAACAAAGACGUAUUUCUCCGUGGAAUCAAAGUUUACAUGGAUAUAAUUCCAUCGGUAGCCAAUGUGUAAAUUUCCAAACAAGUAUUUUUCUAGUAUUUCAGUAUCUUGAUUAGUGUAAAGAGAAGAAUGUUCACAUAUUUUUAUAAUAACUUUUUUCGAGUUAACAACGAACAACUAAAUACCAAGUGCAAUAUUUUAUAAAGCAAGUAUAUUUUACACAAAAAUGUUCCUUAAAGGACAUCAUAAUCGUAAUCUAGAUUAUGAUAUCUCAUGCAACUGAAGAUUCAAGAUUGUUUAAGAUUGUUUGAAAAAGUGUGAAAGUGUGUGAUAUUUGUAUAUACCAAAAAGAAAAAAGAAAAAAAUUAUUAAUGGUGCAAAAAAUCAAAGUUAUUUAUAUAAAGGUCACGUGCCUUACUCGUUGAAAACGAGUUUUGUUAUUCUUACGAAAAUCGGUUGUGAAGAAGGAAAGUCGUUGAGUCUUUGAAUGGUCGACGUACAGUGUUUGUUGUCAAGUUGUCAAUCAUGCGAAGACAAAGUAGCAAGUGCCAUAAGUGAAAGUGCCAAAAGUUUAAUGGAAAACAGAAGAACUUGUUUCCCGCAAAUACAUAGGAGAUGCAGAAAAAGACAAGGCAAGAAGAGAAUAUCGCAGAGUUGCAUAAAUUACAUAAAAAUGUUACAAUUGAGUAUGCAUUUAUUGAAAUUAACGGAGAUACCUAAUAUAUAUAUAUAUAGAGGUGAUUGUUAGAGACGGAUCAGACAGAAUUGUGAUUGGAAAAAGUUAAAUAAGCAUGAAAUAUAAGCAAUUGAAAUAUGUAAAAGUCAA